Molecule: messenger RNA, 1322 nt
Organism: Phaedon cochleariae (mustard beetle)
Lineage: Eukaryota; Metazoa; Arthropoda; Insecta; Coleoptera; Chrysomelidae
Source: the annotation of a GenBank genome assembly
AUGAUGUCGAGUGAUAACAAUAUAAUACCCCAGGUGGGUAGAGCAGACUGCUCACAGUCCCACCCUGUUUCUACAGGCAGCUCCACGGAUUCUGGGAAGAGCAAUCAACCGACCAGCAUGCCAAAUAUGGAAACAAAUACACAGGAUGAAGAAAUGACGAACCCCUUCCAGAGAAGGGAAUCAGUAGCGAGAUCUCCGCCCAUGCUUAGGCAUGCGAUAGAAGCCAACAAGCUUGACAGUACAGAGGCAGACGAAUGUUUUGAGAACCUAGGAAAUGCAGGAACAAGUACCGACAUAACCGAUGGAAAUGACGGCGCGAGACGGGAACCCAAAAGAAAAAGAGAAGACACCCCCGUGAAGAUGAAAACCAAUGAAACGAAUUAUCUACAUAGAAUGGAAAAAGAACACGACAUGUUGAAGGAAUUGAUGAGGAGAACAACAAAUGAGAUAAAGACCCUUCGAAAGCUUAUAAAAAAGAUUCCCAAUACGAAGAAACAGAUAAGAACGGCGAUAAACAAGCUGGAUGAAUUCUCCAAAAGAAUGCCGAAUGCCACAAAGUACAUUGAGGAAUUAAUGGAGGAGCUGAGAACAACUGGAUAUAAAAACGAGACAGCUGCGGUCAGGAAUACUACUGAAAUGGGUACACAGACAAUCAGCAAACAACAUGCAGAAAAACUAAAAGUAAUGGCAAGAAUUGAAGAUGCACUGGACAAGGAACUUAGUGACAAUGAACUAAAGGAGAUUAUAGACCUCAAAUGGCCCGAGGAAAUAUACAAAAAAAUGCCCAUUAGGCGAAGCCGGAGAAUGCAUAAGGGAAGAUGAGGACGUAAUCAUAAUCAUGCAAGCGGGUAGAGAGAUGGAUGAUAUAUCAAUUAGGAACAGCAUCGAAAGAAAUCCACAGCUAAUGAUGGCACAGCAAGUAGGCAACUUGGAACCAGGGAGAAUGAUCUGCAGUAAAACAAUAAAUGAGCUGAUUGGCGAGGAUGACGCAUUUGAAGACACUGUAGAAAAAUAUACGUACCUCAUUAUGACAGAAGGCGACGGAACCACACCUAGAGAUACAUGCAUCCUAAGAAAGAACCUAGAUAAAACCAUUGAAUUAUCGAACAAAAACACGAGAGAUAAAAUUGCGUGUACGAUGACCAAACGAAUGGAUGAAAAAUAUGUGAGGAAGAUGCUGGAAUACGUCUGCAGAAAGAAAAACACCGAUAUCAAAAUGCACACCAAUAGACCAAAACAUGGCGCACGUGGCACAAAAGAAGGUGACGAAGCCCUUGCAGUGAACAGAAGACGGAAAGCAAGAGACAAAGAUACAAUUAUAC